CGCCGGCCAAGGUCACACUGAUCCCGUAUUGUUGUGUUGUUGUUUUGCUGCGCUUAUAAAUUGCUGGAUAUUUCCAUAUUAGUGCUCAUUUUUUGUUGUUCCCGCUAGCGCAUUUGUCGCUCUCCAGAGAUCCAAAUCCACUGCAUUUCCAUACCCCGCGAUUCCCGGAAAAAAGUGCCCGACUUCGCCAACGACGCAAUUGUGAUUUGGCAAUGUUUUUGUGACCUAUCGAAUUGAAGAGCAACAACAAAUAGCAACGGUUAAAAUGCAGCGCCUGGAACUUCCACUGCUGGCGUCGCUGCUUCUGCUGCUGCUGCUGCUGCCGGGAAUCCUGACCCUUUCCCAGCAGGUGUCCACCGAGGAGGUCAACAUUGUCCACUAUCAGCCGGAGCAAGUGCAUCUGGCCUUUGGAGAACACACCGAUAGCGAGAUAGUCGUCACUUGGUCCACGCGCAGCCUGCCGCCGGAUCCGGAAGUGGUUGCGGCCAGCGUGGUGGAGUACGGCCAGCUGGUGGCCGGACAGGCCAAGCUCACCCAACAGGCCCGUGGCACGGCCACCAAGUUCGUGGACGGCGGCCACAAGCAGGCCACGCAGUUCAUCCACAGGGUGACGCUUAGGGACCUAAAACCGAAUGCCACCUAUGCCUACCAUUGUGGCAGUGACUUCGGCUGGUCGUCGAUAUUCCAGUUCCGCACGGUGCCCUCCGAAUCCGUUGACUGGUCGCCAUCGCUGGCCAUCUACGGGGAUAUGGGCAACGAGAAUGCCCAAUCCCUGGCCAGAUUGCAGCAGGAGACGCAGCGCGGCAUGUACGAUGCCAUCAUCCAUGUGGGUGACUUUGCCUACGACAUGAACUCGAAGAAUGCGCGCGUGGGGGAUGAGUUUAUGCGGCAGAUCGAGUCGGUGGCCGCCUAUCUGCCCUACAUGGUGGUGCCCGGCAAUCACGAGGAGAAGUUCAACUUCUCGAACUAUCGUGCUCGCUUCAGCAUGCCGGGAGGCACGGAUAACUUGUUCUACAGCUUCGAUCUGGGACCCGUUCACUUCGUGGGCAUCAGCACGGAGGUCUACUACUUUCUCAACUACGGCCUGAAGCCGCUGGUUUUCCAGUUCGACUGGCUGCGCGAGGAUCUGGCCAAGGCCAAUCUGCCAGCGAAUCGGGCCAAGCGGCCAUGGAUCAUCAUGUACGGCCACCGGCCGAUGUACUGCAGCAACGAGAACGACAACGAUUGCACCCAUGCGGAGACGCUCACCCGGGUGGGUUGGCCCUUUGUCCACAUGUUCGGUUUGGAACCGCUGCUCUACGAGUUUGGCGUGGACGUGGCCAUCUGGGCCCAUGAGCACUCGUACGAGCGACUCUGGCCCAUUUACAAUUAUGAGGUGCGUAAUGGAACGCUAAAGGGCUCGCCCUACGAGGAUCCACGUGCUCCUGUGCAUAUCGUUACGGGAUCCGCCGGCUGCAAGGAGGGAAGGGAGCCGUUCAAGGGAAAAAUACCCGAGUGGAGUGCGUUUCACAGCCAGGAUUACGGCUACACGCGGCUCAAGGCCCACAAUCGCACCCACCUGCACUUCGAACAGGUGUCGGACGACAAGGACGGGGCCAUUAUCGAUGACUUUUGGUUGGUGAAAUCCAAACACGGCAGCUACCAGAAUUGAACCUCGUCGUUCACAAUCUGACCCGAACCACAAUCAAAGCUAAAGGAGUCUCCACAAGGCAUCACCACGCAACAAUAGCAACUAGCAGUAUUAGUAGCGCACAUUCGCCUCGACCUGAUUCGAUCACAAUUUUACAAACUAUAGCAUAUAAGGGUGGCACAUUCCUUAUCCGAAUCUCUCAGCCCCAGCCCGGAACAAACUACAGUUUUUUUACUUAGCCAAUUUUACAAUCCCAGCAUUUAACAUGAGCUGAUACCAAGAACUUUGAAUCUAUACUUAGAUUGAUAACUGUUUUACAACUCGGUACUCGGGUUGUCCACGUUAAAAAUUAUUACUUUUAUUAUAAGUAUCAUUUAACUUCAGAGAAGGAGUUAAUCCUAUAAUCGACAGCUUUAAAACAAUAUGGUGUUUUAUUUUUUUUUCUAGUAAUAAAUUUAAAUGUGUGUGGUUUUUAGGAACUUAGCCUCUUUAUAAAUCCUUCUAUAUAAUUCCUAACGUAUUUGGCACUACAAAAAUUUCAAUUUUAAAAAAUUUGGAAUUACUCUCAAAUAAGAAAAAGCCUAAUGAUUUCAAACUUCUUAAGAUUUCCUUUUGAAUAUAGAAAGGUAUAUCUCUUUUAAACUACUUUUAUUCCUUACAAGUGCGCGAAAUCCGAGUACCAGUUGUAUUUUAUACUUAAUUCAAGUAAACGGACUACUUACUGAAAUGUAUUUUAAACACUAGUAUCAUUGCAAUAAAUGUCUUGACCUUUGAA
Messenger RNA from Drosophila subpulchrella, 2405 nucleotides. Its product is annotated as acid phosphatase type 7. The record is from RefSeq and is a predicted model, not a curated record. The coding region runs from base 266 to 1651 and encodes 461 amino acids. The transcript is spliced from 4 exons. Gene Ontology annotation, molecular function: acid phosphatase activity; metal ion binding. Lineage: Eukaryota; Metazoa; Arthropoda; Insecta; Diptera; Drosophilidae.